UCUCGUCGAGUACACUCGUAUGAUGAUGGUGGUGAUGGUGGUGGUGAUGAUAGCAGUGUGUGUGUGUGUACCACCCACGUUUAAAAACCAUUUUUACUAAAGUUCUUUAAUAACAAAACGUUUUUAAUCGCUAACCAAUCGUUUCUUUAAAUUAUGUACAAUCAUGAGAAUAUAUUUGUUUCUCUAUAUUAUAUUGAAGGAUCUUCGAGUAUCAAGAACCAGUGACAUUAUAUAUAAAUUCAUUGAAACGUCGUGGAUAACGAAAGAUGAUUUUAAUUUGGCUUUAAGUGCUUCUUUCAAGAAUUCAUUCUGUUGUAACAUUUAUUUACAUGAUACCACUUUGGAAAUUUCACAGCUGUUUAAAAAAUUUAUUGAUAAUUAUCCCUACGAGUAUUCAUUGAACGCAAAUACUUAUGAUUGCAAGGCAUAUUUUUUGUUGGGCUCGACGGAGAAAGAAAUUUUACAUGAUUUGAAAAAAGUUCCAACGUUUAUAUCCAGCACAGAAAUUCUCGUCAUUGUGAACGAUUAUAUAAAAAUUAAUUCGAGUGUUUUUAACGUGACGAUCUAUGGGAACGCUAACGCUAACGUGAUAAGCAAAUCAGGAAUAUGGAGUUUGUCCGAAAAUUAUUUAUUCCCAAGAAUCUUUCAUAGAGUCGACAACUACGAAAAAAUGAAACGCGACGACGGAAAAGUGAAUUUUCAUGGUAGACAAUUAAGAGCAUCGACAUUUUAUCGGCCACCAGUGUCUUAUUUAAAUCGUACAACCGUCAGGAUUAUCGAUGACGUCGAAGAAGAAAUAUUUGACGCUGACGACGAUCAGGAGAAGGACGGUAUCGAGGUGAAGCUAUUCUUGCUGAUGGCAGAAAAAUUAAACUUCACUUGGAUCAUUAAAAAAUCGAAAGAUAGAUACGGAAAGAGAUACAACGAAACUGCAUGGAAAGGUGGAUUCAUAAAACUCUUGUACGACAACAAGAUCGAUAUCGCGUUUGCCAGUAUAUGGUUGAACAGGAAUCAUUAUGAUUUCGUCAACUUAACUGAUCCUUGGUAUCAAGUAUAUAUACAAUUUUUGGUACCACGUCCACAACCGAUAACCAGUUUCUGGGCUCUAACUAGACCUUUCUCGGUAACUAUAUGGAUUCUAUUUGUCUUAGCUAUAUUCUUACAAAGCAUUUGCAUAUUCGCUCACGCUCGAUUCAAUCCACGAUAUCCGGAACGCUUUCGAAGUUUCUUAAUAACUUUCAUCGAAUUGACCGGUCGCUUGUUGGGCUCUUGGGCACCAAAAAACAUGGUCAACGUCAAACUACAAUUAUAUCUUUGGCAAACAAUGGGAUUGAUACUUGUCACUGCCUACAGCAGUAGUCUCGCAGCUAAGUUAACUAACUCCGAGUAUGAAAACAGAAUCGACACGAUAAAACAAUUUCUCGAAGCUAACUUAAUCUGGGGAACAAAGACGGUCCCGUCUUUUACAAACUUUAUCGACUACGAAGAUCCUUAUUUAUCCCAAUUACCGAGUACACAUAGAGUCAUUGAAAACAAGGAGGAAAUACAUAAAAAUAUCGUUAAAGGCAAUUUCGCUAUCCUUGGAAAUUUCGUUGGGUCUGUCUUCUUCCCUGAGGAUGAAAUUUAUAAUAAAGAUCUUAAAAAAUAUCGGAUGAUGAAAGAAAUGAUAGGAAAAUUUUACGCAUCUUUUGUUGCUCAACCUUGGCUCCUGUCACCAAUAAACAGGAUGAUGUUACAAUUAAGAGAAUCCGGAAUUAUUACUUUUCAUUUACAUGACGUUUUGCGACGACGUACUGGUUUUAAUCUUCGCGAAAUUCUCGUAGAAUACGAUGGAAAGGAUGGAAGCAUUAGAGUACUCACUCUAACACCUUUAGGAGCUGCUUUUUUCUUGCUUUUCGUUGGCCUAUCGAUAUCGACUCUCGUAUUCUAUUUAGAGAUUAAAUAUAAGAAUGAUUCUAAAUCGAUUCGUGAGAUUUUACGUGACAUCGAUCAAAAACGAGGAUCUCGCUCCACAUCUACUGGCAAAAAGCAAUUGUAA
Messenger RNA from Vespula vulgaris, 2038 nucleotides. RefSeq lists its product as uncharacterized. Lineage: Eukaryota; Metazoa; Arthropoda; Insecta; Hymenoptera; Vespidae. Bases 164 to 2038 code for a protein of 624 amino acids. The record is from RefSeq and is a predicted model, not a curated record. Gene Ontology annotation, cellular component: membrane. Gene Ontology annotation, molecular function: glutamate-gated receptor activity. The transcript has 12 exons.